Knipowitschia caucasica is the source of this 654-nucleotide messenger RNA. Lineage: Eukaryota; Metazoa; Chordata; Actinopteri; Gobiiformes; Gobiidae. The record is from the annotation of a GenBank genome assembly.
AUGGAUAUAGACACAGACUAUGAGCGGCCCAAUGUGGAAACCAUUAAAUGUGUGGUGGUCGGGGAUAACGCAGUGGGUAAGACCAGGCUCAUCUGCGCACGGGCCUGCAAUGCCACCCUCACUCAGUAUCAGCUGCUUGCCACCCACGUGCCAACUGUCUGGGCCAUUGACCAAUACCGCGUAUGCCAGGAGGUGCUAGAACGAUCCCGUGACGUUGUGGAUGAGGUCAGUGUGUCUCUGCGGCUUUGGGACACCUUUGGGGAUCACCACAAAGACAGAAGAUUUGCGUACGGCAGGUCAGACGUGGUGGUGCUCUGUUUUUCCCUGGCAAACCCAAACUCUCUGCGCCAUGUCCGGACCAUGUGGUUUCCGGAGAUCAAGCACUUCUGUCCUCGGACGCCCAUCAUCCUGGUUGGCUGCCAGCUGGAUCUGCGCUACGCUGACCUGGAUGCUGUUAAUCGUGCUCGCCGACCCUUAGCCAAGGGGGGGGGGGGGGGGGGGGGGGGGGGGGGGGGGGGGGGGGGGGGGGGGGGGGGGGGGGGGGGGGGGGGGGGGGGGUGGGGGGGGGGGGGGGGGGGGGGGGGGGGGGGGGGGGGGGGGGAAACGGAGUGUUUCUCCGAGAAGGCGGAGAUGGCGAGAAGGGGCGUGGCGUGA